UGGGUCUGCAGCGAGCGAGCGAGCCAGUCAGCCCGCGGGGCCGAGCCGCCAGCGUCCCGCCGCCAGAGAGGAGGCUCGCAGUGCCAGCCCGGAGGAAGGUAGGUGAUGCUCCAGUGCUGCUGCCUCUCAUCAAGUUGACAUCGAAGGUGGAGAGAGAGUAAACAGAACCUUAAGACUGGUUCAGGGAGGGAGUGUGCUAAGAAUGCUGCUGUAGGAACAAGCGACCAGUCCGGCCAGGAAUGUGGCAUCGGCAUCCUUCUGGGAGCCUGUUCUCCGCAUCGUCUCGUGAACUACUACUUCCUCGUGGGAAAGGGCACUUUGGAUUUUACUAUCAGCUGCCCAGAACUUUUUCUGAGCCAAAACAAGACUUCUUGCAGAACGGAACAAGACAUUUUUGCAUCUUCUAAUCUUCUUGGUUGCAGUCUACUGAUUUAGCCCUGAGAAUUUUACUUGUUACUAUUAUUUUUUGUGUACACUUUUCAAAAUGAUUGACUUAAGCUUCCUGACCGAGGAGGAACAAGAGGCUAUCAUGAAGGUUUUGCAGCGGGACGCUGCUCUGAAGAAGACUGAAGAGGAGAGAGUAAGACAUUUGCCUGAAAAAAUUAAGGAUGAUCAACAGCUAAAGAAUAUGACUGGUCAGUGGUUUUAUGAAGCCAAGGCAAAAAGGCACAGAGACAAAAUUCAUGGUGCGGAUCUCAUCAGAGCAUCCAUGAGAAAGAAGAGGCUCCAGGCAGCAGAUGAGCAGAGUAAGGAUGGAACAAGGGGGGCAAAGGAAAGCUGGGUGAAUAAUGUCAACAAAGAUGCUUUCCUUCCACCAGAGCCAACUGGAAUUGUAGAAGAGCAAGAAGAAGAUGCAUCACCAAUAAGCCCAAGCUCCAAUGUGGUAAAUCCAGCUUGUACUAUGAUUGAUGUGUCCCAAGAAAACACAAGGAAAUCAGCUGCAUCUCCAGCUAAGCAAAGGAAGAAUCCAUUUAAUGGCUCCAAGUUGUCAGAAGAUCACUUAUCACCGCAAAUCAAAAAUGAACAGUCAAAAAAUGGAGGAGCUGGUUUAUUUCAGAUUUCCAAGGAGGGUGAAUUAUCAGAAUCAAAAGAAAAUUCAUCUAUCCAAGAUAUUUCAAGCCAAAAGUUAGAGAAUUCAAAGCAGACUUUGCCAAGCUCAGCAAAUGGAUCCCAAAUCAAGGUCCCAAUUCCAAAAGCCAGGAAGAUGAUCAACAAAUCAAAUGACUUAAAGCAAGAUGAUAACCAAUCUUUUCCCAGACAAAGGACAGAUUCCCUGAAUGCAAGAGGAGCUCCAAGAGGGAUCCUCAAGCGCAACUCCAGUUCCAGUAGCACAGACUCAGAGACCCUUCGUUUAAAUCACAGUUUUGAACCCAAGAGCAAAAUUGUGUCACCUGGCCUAACCAUCCAUGAGAGAAUUUCUGAGAAGGAGAAUUCUCUGGAAGAUGACUCUUCCCUAAACUCACUGGAGCCACUCAAGCACGUGAGGUUCUCUGCAGUGAAGGACGAACUUCCACAGGGCCCUGGGCUCAACCACGGCCGGGAAGUGGGGGAGUUUAGUGUUCUAGAAGCUGACAGGUUGAAGAAUGGAACAGAAGCUGCAGGGGACGUAGACGAGUUUCAGAACGACCUCAAACCCUCCCCACACAGGAAGGCUUUUCCUUUUCCUCUAUCAGCCUCAAGCCCAAGUGUAUCAAUAAAUGAAGCACAUCCAACAGUGACUUCUGGGUCUUUUCCAAAUCAUGGGCUCCAUUCUAACUCAAAAGUUUUAACUACAGGACCACAGUCCACUGAGAAUUCACCUACCAUCCAUGAUCGCCAAGCUAAAUCAUCAGAAUUACCAAGGCUUGAGUCAGAAUUAACCAAAAACCCUGCUGAUGAACUGUCUCAUGGUGUUGAGCCUGAGCCAUCUCAGGUGCCAGAUCACAGUUCUAGAGACCAUCAGCAAGGUAAGCCCCCUUUUCUUACCACUCUAACCACUAAGACAACCUCAAGCUCUGGUCCAUAUGCCAAUGAGAUAAGGAAAACAACUGAUGAUUCCAUAUCUAAAGUCCUAGACUGGUUUAACAGAAGUUCUCAUUCUGAUGGCAAUAAGUCAUCCUUCCAGUAUCCCCAAGGAAAGGAGUCUGAACUAAAAACAGACUCGGAAUCACAAGUUGCUAUUUCCGUGGUGGCAGAUGACACUGGUCUAGAAGAAAAUGACUCCAAGACCCUGCCAUCCACUAAAGUUGGCUUGAAGCCUGUGAAUUCUGAUUCAACAUUCCAGGUAGAGCAAGAUAUGUUGCCUUCUGGAAAUUGCCAUGAUAAUCAUGUGAAUAUCAAAUUGAACUCUAUAAAUUUCCCUCAACAAGGCACCCCAAAGGAAGGCCCAGUUGUAUUGCAACCAUUUGAAAUCUAUGGCAUCCCUGGUCAAGCAAGUAAAAAUAUGGACUAUAGCCAAGGUUCAGGAAGCAUGGAAGAAGGAAAUGGGAUAUUUUCCCCAACCAGUAACUAUUCAUACAGUGUUCACAAGGGAUCCAAAUCAGAAGCCCAAGUUCCACACAACAGUAGUGUUGGCAGCUUGGGAGAGGAAGAUCCCCGUUUUUAUGUUCAUGAAAAAAAUAGAGGAAAUGCAGGAGUGAAUUUUGACCCUUCAAUAACUGUCCAAGAAUCAAGAUUGAAAGACAACAUGAAAGCUGAGAGAAAGAAGAAAGAAGCAAAUACUUCUACCCCGAAAGCUUCCUUAGAGCCGAGGAAUACUGCGUUGCCACCUGAGGCUGCUAAUGAUGGAUCCUCUUGGAAGAAGCCUGAGGUCCAAUUAGAAAAAGAAGCUGGUGGCGUUCCCCAGAACCAAGUGCUAAGAGAGAGAUACAAAAGAGUGAGUGACAGAAUAUCCUUUUGGGAAGGAGAGAAAGCUACUGCUAAAUUAACUCCUAAAGAACCCACAUCGUCAUUUAACCAGAAACAGUCCUCCACUAAAGCAUCCCAGGCUGCGAAGUCCCAGAGUGCUUCCACGGGCAGUUUAUCUACAAGCCAGAAUGAAUAUAAUCAGUUCACUGCCAGAAAAAUCAUUUUAGAUGAGGAUGAUCAAACAUCCCACUUCCCUAGCUUUUAUUCCUCUAAUAAACCUAAAGAGAGCAAGUUCCAAAGAUCAGAUCCAUCCAAAAUCCAUCCUCCAGCUGACCACUCAGAUAAAGUAUCUCUGUUUCAAAAUGUUGGAAAUGAAAAAUACACUUCUUUGGAGAAAGACAGAUCUCUAAUUGGUGAAUCAAAUACCAACUUUAAGGUUGUGUCCCUGAAAGAAAGAAUAGAUGAACCCAAUGCAGAACAUGUCUAUAAUCACUCUCAAUUUGAGAAUCUGAAAAAGUUUUGGGACUUAGGAGCUAAUCCAAACUAUAAAGAUAAUGAUGAGAAGAAUGCUACCACUAUAAACCAAAAGAAUUCUCUGCCUUCUAAUAGCCAGCAACUCAAGGAAUCCAAUAGCAUUAAGUCAUCAGAGGGAAAUACCCGUGAAGUAGAGGCACUUCUGAGUCAAAAAAAAGUUAGGACAAGAGAGGAAAUGGAGAAAUUUAAUUCAAAGUACAAAUUCCAGGUGCUACCAGAUGAAACCAUAUUUUCAUUGGGACUACCCAGGAAAUCCACUGAUCAGUUGUCAGGAAAUGAAUCAUCAAAGGAAAAUGUGGAAAAGAAUUUGGAAGGGUAUGCUACCCCGGUGUUCAAGAAAGAAGAGGAUUACUCAGAUCAAGAUAUUCAAGAAUCCAUUGUGAAAACAAGUGUUGUUUCUAAAGACUACAAAGAUACUUUUAAUGACAGCUUACAGAAGCUGCUUUCAGAAGCUUCAUCACCAGCAAUUCAACCUUCUGGUGAAAAAAUUCAUGGAAAACAAGUACUCAAACUAGAUGUUUCUCAAAAUAGAACAUGGCCUCAGAAGACAGAUUUUGCUGAUACUGAGAAAGAAGACAAAGAACCUAAGGUCACUGAUGAGCAUGUGGACAAAACAGUAGCCCCUACAAAGUUCAACCAGAACACUUUAACUGCCAGACUUGACAAACUCUUGAAGGAAACAACUGGAACUUCACUUUCUCCCUUGCAAACCAACUUGGACCCCGUUACCACUAGCACAAACUCUGAGCCUGCUGAGGGUAGAUUUUUUGAAAAAGGGAUAGAACAGAGUGACAACACUUCAGCCCAUCAAGGAGAAAUAAUAGCUCCUUAUCCAGAGAGGGAUGAAGCUUCAGGAAACACAGCUUUUGCUCUGAAAACUGAAAGUGGUGAGUGCCAGCUCAACACGGAGAACUUACUUCAAAUGGCUGCAGAAGUUUCUCAUCCGUUGGAUCAGCCUUCCCAUCUCCACAGAAAGGGUUCUUUGGGGAAUGUGGACAAUUCCCCCCAAGAUAGGCCUUUGUCUUGGGUUACUUAUCUUGCUCCCCAGGAUAAGGCACUGCCUUCUCAAAGGGAAAUUUCAGAGACUAUAGAGAAAGUUGUUCUUCCACCCAAACCUGCAUCAGAUAAUGUAAAUACUGCAUUACAGAAGCUAGUUACAGAAUCUUGGUUGAGUUAUCCAGCUGGGAGGGAAGCAGGUCCUAGAGAAGUGAAAGAAUUUCCUGAAGGAGUACAGGCAGCAGGUUACCCCCCAAAUUCCCAGGCAGUGAUCCCACGGUGGGCUACAAUGGACACCAUAUUUCCUGAGAAGGAUUUUUAUUCCUUUAAUGUAGGAUCUGAUAAAACUCAUGAAGUUAGAUCUUGUUUAGCCACCCCAGUGUCUCUAUCAGAACAGACCCCUAGGUCAUCUGCUUCUACUGAUCCUCAGAAUGGCAAGGAGCUACCCUGGGAAGUGGCAGAAAUUGUGAGGGAAACAAUUAUUCAACCUAGGUCAGAGUUCCUUGAAUUCAGUGCUGGAUUAGAAAAACUUAUGAAGGAAACAAUUAACACCACCUCUUCAAAAUGUGAAAAUGAUGCAGGGGCUCUUUUCCCAGCCAAAGUAACAGAUAGUACGAAGGUGCCCAAGCAACUUACUCCUGAAUUCCAUCUUGAGGAAAUAAAAGAAACAGUAGAAAAGGCUGAGGCUCCCUCAGUAACUGAGAGUGCUUUUGAUAUUGGUUUUGAGAAACUUCUUACAGAAUCCUCUCAAGUUCCUCCCGACUGGCUUCAGGUGUCAGGGAAGGGAAAAACUAACAAGGAGCUCUCACAGUCAGAACAGGCCGGGUCCUUGGGGGCAGUUCUGCAUUUAUACCAGGCAGCUGCGGAGGCCUCUGGCAUGAGGGUUAACAGUAAUGGUUUGGAAUCUCAAGUCAACCACAGUGAUAAAGUGUUGGGAGGAGAAGAAGCUGUGACUGAUUUAUUGAUAGAUCUUUGUGGCUCUGAAAGUGGGAGUGAGAACCCCAGAAACCCACAACUCCAUGUGGACCAUGACAUUGGGGCCACUAAAACUAUAAAACCCCCAGAAGACAGGGACAGUGAAAAUGAGGUUGCAGGGGCUUUCCAGAAACCUGGUUGUGAAGAAUCUCUUGAAGCAAUUAGUCAACCUGUUAUCCUGAAAAAGAAAGAAAACCCUACCAAUACAAGCAGAGUUGAGCUGAUUCUGGCAUCACCAUGUAAGAGACAAGAGGAAGAAAAAGAAGGCUUUUCUGACUCAGAUUUUUCAGAUGGAAACACCGGUUCUAAUGCUGAAAGCUAUAGAAAUUCCUCCAGUUCAGAAGAAGAACCCAGUCCUGUUUUGAAAACUUUGGAAAGGAGUGCUGCUAGGAAAAUGCCUUCCAAAAGUCUAGAAGACAUUUCAUCAGAUUCAUCAAACCAAGCAAAAGUAGAUAAUCUGCCAGAAGAAUUAGUUCGUAGUGCUGGAGAUGAUCAAAAAGCAGAUGAGGAGCCAGAUACAAAUGAAUGCAUACCAGGAAUUUCCACAGUGCCUUCACAACCCGAUAAUCAAUUUUCCCACCCUGACAAACUCAAAAGGAUGAGCAAGUCUGUUCCAGCAUGUCUUCAAGAUGAGAGUGAUGACAGAGAAACAGAUACAGCAUCAGAAAGCAGUUACCAGCUCAGCAGACACAAGAAGAGCCCCAGCUCUUUAACCAAUCUUAGCAGCUCCUCUGGCAUGACGUCCUUGUCUUCUGUGAGUGGCAGUGUAAUGAGUGUUUAUAGUGGAGACUUUGGAAAUCUGGAAGUUAAAGGAAACAUUCAGUUUGCAAUCGACUAUGUGGACUCACUGAAGGAGUUGCAUGUUUUUGUGGCCCAGUGUAAGGACUUGGCAGCUGCAGAUGUUAAAAGACAACGUUCAGACCCAUAUGUAAAGACCUAUUUGUUACCAGACAAAGGCAAAGUGGGCAAGAAGAAAACACUCGUGGUGAAGAAAACCUUGAAUCCUGUGUAUAAUGAGAUUUUGCGGUAUAAAAUAGAAAAGCAAAUUUUAAAGACGCAGAAGUUGAACCUGUCUGUUUGGCACCGGGAUACUUUUAAGCGCAACAGUUUCCUAGGGGAGGUGGAGCUUGAUUUGGAAACAUGGGAUUGGGACAACAAACAAAAUAAGCAAUUGCAGUGGUACCCUCUGAAGCGGAAGACCGCACCCAUUGCCCUUGAAACAGAAAACAGAGGUGAGAUGAAGCUAGCCCUCCAGUAUGUUCCUGAGCCAAUCCCCGGUAAAAAGCUUCCUACAACUGGAGAAGUACACAUCUGGGUGAAGGAAUGCCUUGAUCUACCACUGCUAAGGGGAAACCAUCUGAAUUCUUUUGUUAAAUGUACCAUCCUUCCAGAUACAAGUAGGAAAAGUCGCCAGAAAACAAGAGCUGUAGGAAAAACCACCAACCCUAUUUUCAACCACACCAUGGUGUAUGAUGGGUUCAGACCUGAAGAUCUGACGGAAGCCUGUGUAGAGCUCACUGUCUGGGACCAUUAUAAAUUAACCAACCAGUUUUUGGGAGGUCUUCGGAUUGGCUUUGGAACAGGUAAAAGCUAUGGGACUGAAGUAGAUUGGAUGGACUCUACUUCAGAGGAAGUUGCUCUCUGGGAAAAGAUGGUAAAUUGCCCCAACACUUGGAUUGAAGCAACACUGCCUCUCAGAAUGCUUUUGAUUGCCAAGAUUUCCAAAUGAGCCCAGCGUCCACUGGAUCCUCCUCUGAAAACUACUGAAAAGGAGACUCUCAUCUUGAAAAUCUGACCACAUGGACAAAGAUCUUCGCUGCCACUAACAAUACUACACAGCAUGUUAAAGUCAAUGUGCAUCUGUGUCUUUGAUUACAAGACCCAAGGGAUUUAAAUUAUGACAAAAUUGUGACUUACCUGUUAUUCCAACAUUCAAAGAAGACAUUUGAACAAGUCUAAGAAAAUGGUUUAUUGCUUUGAAGAAAAAGCUGCUCCUAAAAUACUACAUUUGAAAUGUUUUUAACUAGAAAAAUGUUUUAGUUUAUCACCAUGGGUUUCACACCACAGUCUUGUGCUACAGUUAAAAAGGCCUGCCACUUGAUUAUUGCUAACCCUUGUGGGACUUGUAAAUAUGUAGGUUGUAGAAAAGUAACAGAAAGGUACUUCUGGAGGGGGGAAAAAUCAUCAGUGAUGAGACAGAUUCAUACCAUAAGAAAAUGACUUAAUCUGUAAUCUCUAAUAAAAUGCAGAGUUCCAUGUUUGGACAAUGAGACUGAAUUUACGGGAUGUAUUUCUGCCUUGAAAAACUACUUUUCUCCCCCCCCUCCCCCAAGUUAAAACAAAAGAAGUUUCAAAUGUACUUUGGUGCCACCAACUGGCCAUAAGCAGAAUUUGGUUCUUGGCUUGUUUUAGCUUAUUUGUAACCCAAACAGGCCUCAAGCCUGUAUUUUGUGAGAGGUUGUAAACAAACAAACCCUUGAUAAUAUGAUUAUUUUUCCUAUCAUUUUACUGUAUGCAAGCAGCAUAAUAGUCACAGAUGUGCUUUGCAACAAAGUUUUAAUUAGACUGUAAAUUGUUCAAUUAUACUGUACUUCCUAUGUAUGUAUAAUUUUCAUAAAGUAUUUU
Messenger RNA from Lepus europaeus (European hare), 7956 nucleotides. It is a transcript of the gene SYTL2, whose product is annotated as synaptotagmin like 2. The record is from RefSeq and is a predicted model, not a curated record. Gene Ontology annotation, biological process: exocytosis; intracellular protein transport. Gene Ontology annotation, molecular function: small GTPase binding; neurexin family protein binding. Bases 485 to 7060 code for a protein of 2191 amino acids. NCBI's taxonomy places the organism in Eukaryota, Metazoa, Chordata, Mammalia, Lagomorpha, Leporidae. Gene Ontology annotation, cellular component: plasma membrane; exocytic vesicle. The transcript is spliced from 21 exons.